UGUUUGAUAGUAAGCAUGGCCGCCCAAUAUUUGCUGCAACAAUGUCUUUGCCUCGUUUCAAAGAAAUCAAUCGUUGUCUACGGUUUGAUGACAAAGAACAAAGAGAUCGGCAUAGAGAUAAGCUAGCGCCUAUUCGGUUCAUUUUUGAUAAAUGGGUACAACGGUUGAAAGUAUCAUAUUGUGUUGGCGACUUCGUAACUGUGGAUGAGCAAUUAGUUCCAUAUCGAGGCAGAUCACCGUUUACACAAUAUAUUCCUUCAAAGCCGGCAAAAUAUGGAUUGAAAUUAUGGGUUGCUGCCGAUGCUGAAACUUUUUAUGCAUACAACAUGCAAGUAUAUGUUGGCCGUGAUCGUAAUUGUGCUACUGAGGUGAACCAAGGGCAAAGGGUUGUACUUGAUAUGACAGAAGGUUUGAACGGGAGAAAUGUAACUUGUGACAAUUUUUUUACGUCACGAAAUCUUGCUAUUGAACUCAAAAAGAGGCAGAUUACCUUGGUUGGAACAAUUAGAAAAAACCGGAAAGAAAUACCUCCAUUAUUGGUUGAUAUGAAGAAAAAGCCGGUGCAUCACACUGAAGUUCUGUACGAUCAUCAUGCUCGAGCAUGUAUGCUCUCUUAUGUACCUAAAAAAAGAAAAUUUGUUUCUCUUUACUCGACAUACCAUUCAGCUGUUCAUAUCGAAGAUACUGACCCCGAAAAAAAGCCAGAUGUAAUAAAGUUUUAUAAUCGCACCAAGGGGGGUGUAGACGUUUUAGAUAAGUUAGUAGGUACAUACCGCUGCAAAAGAAAAGUAAAUAGAUGGCCCAUCGCUCUUUUCUGUAAUAUGCUGGAUGUAUCGGCGAGUAAUGCUUACAUAAUUUUCGUGAAGCUGAAUCCGGAAUGGAAUAUUUCCAAAAAGGGUAUAAGGAGGAGGUUAUUUUUGAUUGAGGUUGGCGAAUCCUUAUGUGUUCCAAGCAUUGAGCAACGCAAGCAUAUGCCGCGUUGCAGUAAUGCAGUUGCUGUUAUCCAAAGGGUGAGAAACAUAGCUUCUGAAGGCCCAUCAACAUCGCAGUCUUCACGCCAUUCAAUGUCGCGCACACCUAAGUCUAAUAAACGAGCACGCUGCUAUAUGUGUCCUUCAAAAUCAAACGCUAAUAUUUAUAGCGCAAGAUGUGAUAAGUGUGCAAAAUAUAUUUGCCCCGCUCAUCGAUACAUAUUUUGCGAAAAGUGUACAGAACCUUAAUUUUUUUUUUUGAAUUGGCUUUAAAUCUAACAGUUAUGUAAAAAGGAAAACAAUUUUUUGCUACUUAAUGAUGAAAUAUUUUUAGUUCUACGUUUUGUAAAGGAACACUUUAUAACAAAGUACGUAUCAAUAAAAAAUAGUUUUAUUUCGAAAAUAAAGUUGAAAACUUGAGUUGAAAACGUAUUGUGUCAAAUUGAUA
Molecule: messenger RNA, 1419 nt
Organism: Rhagoletis zephyria (snowberry fruit fly)
Lineage: Eukaryota; Metazoa; Arthropoda; Insecta; Diptera; Tephritidae
Product: piggyBac transposable element-derived protein 4-like
Source: RefSeq, a predicted model, not a curated record